Messenger RNA from Cantharellus anzutake, 1848 nucleotides. RefSeq lists its product as uncharacterized. The transcript has 3 exons. NCBI's taxonomy places the organism in Eukaryota, Fungi, Basidiomycota, Agaricomycetes, Cantharellales, Hydnaceae. Gene Ontology annotation, biological process: ubiquinone biosynthetic process. Bases 1 to 1581 code for a protein of 526 amino acids. The record is from RefSeq and is a predicted model, not a curated record. Gene Ontology annotation, cellular component: mitochondrion.
AUGGUGAGUAGAAACCUGCCUGUCGAUGGUGCGGUCGUGGGCGCAGGGCCUUCGGCCUUUUAUUGUGCACACAGAGUUCUCUCAAGACUCCCCUAUUCCCAAGUGCAUUUGUAUGACAGGCUAUGGGCACCCCAUGGACUGGUUCGAUAUGGUGUGGCACCCGAUCAUCCAGAAGUGAAGAAUUGCACGCAUAAAUUUGAUGAGACAGCUCUAGACCCUCGAUUCAAGUUCUUUGGGAAUGUUUCUUUGUCUGCACCCCUACCUAUGAAGCAAAACGUCUCGCUUCCUCUGUCGUCUCUUUUUCCUUACUACACCCACAUACUUCUCUCACAUGGUGCAUCUCGGCCACUUCCAUUAGAGAACAUGGAUCCCUCUCAUACCAUCACCGCGCUACGUUUCGUCCACUGGUAUACCGGACAUCCUAGCACAUAUCAUCUCCCUUCACCUCCACUGUCAAAGGUGAAGCAUAUUACUCUUGUCGGCCAUGGAAACGUAUCACUGGACAUCGCUCGCCUUUUACUCACUGACUCGUCGCUGCUGUCCUCACUUGACAUUUCGGCGCAUGUCCUUGAAGAGUUGCACAAAUCGACCGUUGAACAUGUCAACAUCGUGUCUAGGCGCGGCCCCGCUCAGGUGGCCUUCACCGCAAAAGAAUUGCGUGAGCUUCUCAAUUUGCCGAACGCUUCCAUGGUACCCAUUAUUCCCGAGAUGUUCUCCCCCCUUACACUUGUACCUGCAUCGUCUUCUGCCGUGGAAAUAACAAAUAACGGCCCCAAAUCCGCCACAUCAAUCAUCCCUGGGUUGACGAGACAACAGACACGGAUUUUAGACCUUCUCAAGAAGGGGUCCAAAAUGGCGUUUGGAUCUACGCGAAAAACUUUCUCCUUCCAGUUUUUCCGCACACCACAUUCGUCAUCCUCUUCCUCGGGGACAAUAACCUACGAUCUGAAUAUGCUGAACCCGGACGGAAAAGCGAGAUGGACUGGUGACAGGGAGACACAGAACACGGAUCUCGUCGUUCCCAGUCUAGGCUACCGCUCGGAUCCUCUGGUUCCAUCCCCAACUCCAAUAAUACCAACACCAAAUGGUGCAGAAACGGGGGUUGUUGAUGGAUGGUAUGAUUCCACGCUGGGGAGGGUACGAAACGUCUCUGGACGCGUGCAUGCCUUCGUUCCGUCGUCUUCGCCAGACCAGAGCCAUCGGCUCUGUCGCAUAAAGAACGUCUAUGCGUCCGGGUGGGCAGCAAAUGGCGCAAAGGGGGUGCUUGCUAGUACCAUGUAUGAUGCGUAUGCCGUUUCAGACCUUCUAGUGAGCGAUCAUCUGUCCCAACAGAACGAACUAGCAUCCGAAGAGUCCAUCGCUCCCAGCAUCAAUCUCUUGGAGGGUGAUCAGGAUCUGGGGACGAAUCUGGCAACUGGUUUACCUGCAUUCUUGAAUGAGGCUUCGAAAGGAGCCGGGAAGAGGGUCGUUAGCUACCCAGAAUGGAAAAUGAUCGACGAAGAGGAGCGGCGGAGGGGACAACAGAUGGGGAAGGAGAAGGAGCGGAUGUCUUGGGAAGAAGUGAACAUUUUCCUAUCAUAAAAAGCAAGAAUCGGGUGGCUUUCUCGCUUAUAUUUCGCCAUCCUAGUCCAGUGAUGGGAAGUCGCGUUGGCAGCUAUGCCGCAUCCCCAUUUUGACGUUAAGGCCGAGGAAAUUGUUGCACUCCAGACGCAAGGGGGGUUCUUGGGCGUCCAUCCAUCAUCAAUCCCUUGGUCGCAGUCGUCAUCCCACCCAGCUCAGCUCACCCGCAAGGAAAAAAAACCAUUGUUUUAUUAAAAACACUAAAUUACAAUUUUGUUUCUCUCUUCC